This is a messenger RNA of Venustampulla echinocandica, 1149 nucleotides long. RefSeq lists its product as uncharacterized. The transcript has 3 exons. Gene Ontology annotation, cellular component: preribosome, large subunit precursor; nuclear periphery; nucleolus. Lineage: Eukaryota; Fungi; Ascomycota; Leotiomycetes; Helotiales; Pleuroascaceae. Gene Ontology annotation, biological process: ribosomal large subunit biogenesis; rRNA processing. The record is from RefSeq and is a predicted model, not a curated record. Bases 1 to 1149 code for a protein of 382 amino acids.
AUGGUUACGAAAAGCAAGCUGAAGAUGGCCCUAGCGGCAGAGAAAAGCAUAGACUUCAACAAGUUAAAAUUGAAGAAGAAGGAAAAGGCUGCAAAAAAAUCGAAGAGCAAGAAAGGCGGGGAGCUACCAGGGUCUGAGAAGAAACAAGGCGACGAGGAAUGGGAAGAUCUAGAUGAAACGAGCGAAAUUGAUGAGGCUAGUGAGGUAGAAGGGGAAUUGGGCGAUGAGGAUAGUGGAAGUGAGGAGGAGAGUGUUGAUGGCCUCAAUCAUAUUGAUUUCGCAGGCAUCGACGAGAGCGAUAGCGAUUCCUCCGUAGGCGACAAUGACCAAGAUAACGACUUGGAAAAUGACGAAGACGAGGAAGGGAUCCCCAUCUCCGACCUCGAAGACCUCGACGAAGAAGAUAAAGAAGACAUAAUUCCCUACCAACGCCUCACAAUAAACAACACCGUCGCCCUCACAGCAGCGCUAAAACGCAUCGCGUUCCCAAUAGCCAAGCUCCCCUUCUCCGAACACCAUUCCAUUACCACCUCCGAACCAGUCACCAUCCCCGAUGUCUCAGAUGAUCUCAACCGCGAGCUCGCCUUCUACGCACAAUCCCUCUCCGCAGCACAAGCAGCGCGCAAGCUCUUAAAGGCCGAAGGCGUGCCCUUCACCCGCCCUACGGAUUACUUUGCGGAGAUGGUCAAGGCCGAUGAGCAUAUGGCGAAGAUCAAGGCGAAGUUGAUUGAUGAGGCGGCAGGGAAGAAGGCCUCGGCCGAAGCGAGGAAACAAAGGGACCUGAAGAAAUUCGGGAAGCAGGUGCAGGUCGCAAAACUGCAGGAGAGGCAGAAAGAGCGCACGCAGACCUUGGAGAAGAUUAAGGUGAUGAAGAGAAAACGCCAAGGCGCAGACAACGAGACUACGAACGAGGCAGAUAUCUUUGACGUAGCACUGGAUGAGGAAUCCGCCAAACCAUCCCGAAAAGACCGUGUGGGCCCGAACAAGCGCCAAAAGAAAGACGAAAAGUUCGGCUUCGGCGGUAAGAAGAAGUUCAAGAAGAGCGGGGAUGCCAUGUCUAGUGGUGACCUGAAGGGAUUCUCUUCUAAGAAGAUGAAGGGCGGGGCUGCAAAGAGACCGGGGAAGGCGAGGAGAGCUAGCAAUAAGUAG